Molecule: messenger RNA, 2828 nt
Organism: Ostrea edulis (European flat oyster)
Lineage: Eukaryota; Metazoa; Mollusca; Bivalvia; Ostreida; Ostreidae
Product: toll-like receptor 4
Exons: 2
Coding region: 180-2762 (860 amino acids)
Biological process (GO): immune response; toll-like receptor signaling pathway
Cellular component (GO): membrane
Molecular function (GO): transmembrane signaling receptor activity; protein binding
Source: RefSeq, a predicted model, not a curated record
AGUUACAAGCACGUAAUGCGGAAGAAAUUGCACUCGAUCAUGUGAUUUUUCAAGUUUAGUUAAAGUUGAGUUGUGAUCGUUUGCGACCAUUUCCAGAAGUGUUAAUUUUUCUCCCAGACUUGUGCGUACAUAGAGGAUGAAUUAAGCGCGCACCCAGACCAAAUCCCCGGUCCUAUAAGAUGGCGUACCUGCGAAAUUUUGUAAUUUUGCUAUUCUUUGUUGGAUCUGUGUCUUCCGAUCCCUGCUUCUAUGAACUAAACUGCACUUGUAGCAACUCAAAGUACGAUAUACUCGUCCAUGCAAACUGUUCGGGUUUACAUUUAAACAAUUCUCCUUCCUGGUUUCCAGACAAUGUGACCAGCAUUGAUUUAUCAAGAAACCAAUUACAAACGAUUAAUAUAACCCCAAAUUAUCCUAGAACUUUAAAACACCUUAAUUUAUCUUACAAUGACAUUAAUUACCUUUCAAAUAAGUCCUUCGACUGGAUUCCGUAUCUGGAGACCUUAGAUUUGUCCUACAAUAAUUUGAAUUUAGGGAAGGAGAGCCUACCAGACGGAGUGUUUCAAUAUCUGGGGAAUCUAAAGUCGUUAAAUCUCUCCCACAACAACUUUUCGCACGCAAAUCAGUACAAUGCAGAAAUAUUUCAAAAUAUUCCACUCCUUGAAACGUUAGAAAUUGAUGGAUUGACAGAGGGGAACUUCAAGUUUACGCUGAAGAGAAAAAGAUUCGCUUUCACCAAAUCCUCGGAUGACUUUAAUUGUUCUCCAGAUCUCAAAUCACUAUGUUUAAAAUUUAUGAAUGUCUUAGUAGUCUCAGGAAGAAGAAACCCUAGUAAAUGUUUGAUUGAGGUCUUGACGGCAGACUUCUUCGCCAGCCUCCCUACGCUAAAAAAGUUAGACCUAUCUGGUUGUUCAAUCAAGUCCAUCGAGGAAGGAUCUUUUCCCCCAAGCCUUACAUAUUUGGAUUUAUCCUACAACGAAAAACUUUCUUUCCAUUUGCUUCCAAAUAUUUCUGCAAAUUUGAUUAACUUAACGACUUUGAUAUUGGACAAAAUUCACUGCACGUUUGGAAUGGGGACCUAUAUCACAGCAGACAUGGUCAAAAAUUUUGCGAAUACUUCAAUCAAAAAUCUUUCCCUUAGUAUGAAUAGAUUGGAGUCUGUGGAACCUAAUGUUCUUACUAAUACUAGUAUCGUACGAAAGCUGGAGUAUUUAAAUCUCUCAUAUAAUAAAUUAACAUUCGGGUGGUACCUUCUUAAUUUAGGGCAGAUGAAAAAAAUGAAGAAAAUAGAUUUGAGUGGACAACAUACAACUUUCUUUACCGGAUCUGGGACAGAUUUUAAAGAGUGUGAAAAUCAUCGCAUAUGCUCUUAUUCCUCACCAGAUUUGGGGUACUCAACGCCACAUCGGUGGAAUUUAACAAUUUACAUGCCUCCAGAAUUAGAGACGGUUAUUUUCAAUCAUGCGUCCCUUCAUUCAGCGAUAGAAAAAGUAGUGAUAAGCUCAAAUAACAGUGUGAAAAACAUUGACCUCGGCUCGAAUUACAUUGAGAACCUGACGGGACCAGUCCACGGAUUAGAUAAGGUUGAGGUGGUGGAUUUUUCUCAUAAUUUCAUAUCAGUACUUUCACCAUAUUUCUUUCCAAGCUUUCCCAAGAUGACAAAACUUAAUCUUGGACAAAACUUGCUUGGAAACUGUUUAAACAAUGAUAACUCGACUUAUUUUCGAAAUUUAACGAACCUGAAAGAUUUGGAUCUUUCAAAGAAUGUUAUAAGGUCGAUUUCUCCCGAGAAUUUUGAUGGACUUGAUGCUUUGGAAGUGUUGAAUCUUAGCUAUAAUUUAUUAAGUGACUUUUAUCUCAACGAAGGCCAAGUUAGCUCCUUGAAGUUGGUAGAUCUGUCCUUUAAUGCUUUGUCCUCCAUUUCCGACACCACCACAAAGGCGCUGGAAUCAAUUCAACGAAAUCAUCAGCUGAAGAUCAAUCUGACAGGAAAUGAUCUUCGGUGUACAUGCGAUGCUCUAGAUCUUCUCAAGUGGAUGGUUAAGUCGGAAAUCACUUUUGUGGAUAAACAUUUAUACAGUUGUAGGACUAAGAACAUGACCCAGGAGAGCAUGACGGAUCUGGACUUAAUCGUCAAAACUCUCGUGAAAAAAUGUGAUGAUUACGAAGAAAUUAUCGGUAUCAUUUCUGCACUCUACGUCGUGUUUUUGACACUUAUCGUGGGUGGAAUUCUUUAUCGUUACCGUUGGAAACUGCGAUACAUUUAUUACAUGUCAAAAUGGAAUACUGCCACGUCACGUGACACAUACAGUAAAAUGUAUCAGUACGAUGCCUUUGUUUCUUACGCUGACGAAGAAAAGGAUUUCGUAAUGCAGGAAAUGACGUCAGAACUGGAAAGGGCAUCACAGCUUGUGUUAUGUCUUCAUGAGAGAGACUUCACACCAGGGAAAUCAAUUGGUGAAAAUAUAACCAGAUCAAUUUGUAGCAGUAAACGCGUCUUAUGUAUAGUGUCAGAAAGUUUCCUGCGAUCUCAUUGGUGCAUGUAUGAACUAGAAAUGGCGCUAACAGACAACAGAUAUUCACGCGAUAAACCGUCUGUAUUCCUCAUUAUGUAUAGAGGCUUGCCAACAGAGAACUCCAAAAUCAGCUUGUCCAUUCGCCUCAUGUCUUUGGUGAAAAUGAAUGCUUAUAUUGAAUAUCCGAAGGACGACAGAGACAAAGUUGAAUUCUGGAACUCUCUCAGAGUGAUCUUACAGGAAUGAUAAGACAUGACAGUGAUUCUGUGUGUAUAUUGGUCUGUGUUUUUAACAAUACAGUAUUGAUAUUAA